AUGAAUAAACAGGUUGUAAGGCGUUUGAGAGUGGAAAUAUUGAAGAAAUUGAUGCAGAAAGGUGAAGUCAUUUUUACUUUCACAAUUUGGAAAGGGUCAAUUUUAUAUGGAACAAAACUUGACAGUCAAGAUGCAAAGAAAUAUCGUGGGCGAAGUGAUUCCAGUGUCAGACAACACGUUAAACAAAUUCAAAAAGUGAAAAUUAAGGAGUUUUGUUCCUUUUUGAUGACUGUUGAUUCGCAAAUUGACUUAAGGAAGAAAUAUCUGCAUAAGAAGUAUAACCACAUCACUAAAAUUUCUAGCCAAAAAUGGUAUGUAAAUGGGUCACAAAUGAUAAUCGGUUCUUUCGAAUCGGCCAGUAAAUUUUUGAAACUUGAAGACCAGAGAAGGGUUCAGGAGGUAGAGGUGAGUGAUUUCAGUUUCUUACUUUCCUUAUUAAAACGGAAAAUACAUAAUUCUGACAAAUGUUUGAUUUGUCAGAGGACUGAAGGUAUUACGAAAUGCUAA
Messenger RNA from Echinococcus granulosus, 507 nucleotides. RefSeq lists its product as hypothetical. The record is from RefSeq and is a predicted model, not a curated record. Bases 1 to 507 code for a protein of 168 amino acids. The transcript has 5 exons. Lineage: Eukaryota; Metazoa; Platyhelminthes; Cestoda; Cyclophyllidea; Taeniidae.